AUGGCGGUAUUUCCUUGUACUACUAUCGAGACACCCAACCCCCUACACGACGAAUCAGACGAGGUACUUGCAGGGACAAUAGUUCACUUGGCCAAGGAACCAAACGAGGCGGUCUCCCAAGUAGUGGCGGACGAGAUCAUGACACGGCUGCGGAGGCUGCGUAGCCUGGAAAGCGGAAAGGCACCAGAGACGGGAAGCGUAGGAAUCGACGUUACGAGGAUUCAAGAAAGCAUCGUGGACGCCGUGGUGGACGGUGUCGGACAAGGGGCAGGGAGGGCCAUGGAGGAAGUGAGAAAACAGAUGCAGGAAGUCCGGAAGGAGAUGCAGGAGGUCCAGAAGGAGUUGCAAGAGGCCCGGAGGGAACUGCAGGAUCAGAGAAAGAAGCAAGCUCCUGCACCAGCAACAACGGUAGCCCGGUCGUGGGCUGCAGUGGUGGCUGGGGAAGGGGAGCUCCCGAAGAAGAUCAUACCGGGGCGGCUCAACAAGGAAAUACUGGUGAGGGGAUCUAUAGAGCCGUCGCUGACCCGGAGGUCUCCACAAGAGAUCGUCCAGGCGGUCAACGGGGCUUCCGAGAGGAAGGGAGCAGUGGCAGCACGCAAGCUCCCUAGCGGGGAUGUCAUCGUCACUUUUCAAGAUGCUGAAACGAAAGAAUGGCACGCGAAGAACUGA
Messenger RNA from Chaetomium globosum CBS 148.51, 669 nucleotides. RefSeq lists its product as uncharacterized. Bases 1 to 669 code for a protein of 222 amino acids. NCBI's taxonomy places the organism in Eukaryota, Fungi, Ascomycota, Sordariomycetes, Sordariales, Chaetomiaceae. The record is from RefSeq and is a predicted model, not a curated record. The transcript has a single exon.